AUGGACUCUACCACCGAACGCAGCUAUACCGACGAGGAGCUCGACCGCGAAUGGCAGCCGACCUCCCGCCGACCUCUAUCCAUCACCAUGGAUCAGCAUCACCAGGACACACAGUCCCAGAAACAGCACCGACGGCUAACCCUCAACUCUGACGAUAGAACUAUCGCUCGCUCCUUUUCCGACGAGCUCAUGGAUAUUUUUCGCAUUGACAAUUCCGUGGCCGACCUCGAUCGGGAAGUCGACAGUAGACGAGCCAAGGUGAACCGCAACACUAUGGAGCUUGCCUCCCUCGAGGCCCGCCUCCGCGAGAUGGAAGAGCGUCUCAAGCAGAACCAGCGCAUGCGCCCCGACCUCGAGGUCAAGACGUCGGACAUGUCAAAGCAGGCUCCCAGCCACCCACCGCCUCCCCCUCCGAGCAAGGACGACAAGGCUCGCUCUCGUCCCGGCAGCGCCCGCGCCCCCCAGCAGGCUCCUAGUGCUGGCAACAUGCCCCCUACCCCGGGCGGCAGUGAAGUUCAACGGCCUUUUCUCCCCACUUGCCUUUAUACGGCCGACGUGCUUCUUUUCUUUUGGUGGCCGUAUAACCUAUUCGUCUACCUAAUACUACCCAUGGACUGUCUUGUCUAUUGGGUCGCCUACUUCUCUUCUCCCAACGCGAAGCCACGCAAGCUACGGCCAGUCAGCAUAAUAUAUAUUCGACACCAAUACCACAUACAAGCUACGGGCACACCGAAUCAAGUCUUGCAACAUCAUAACAAGAGACAGACUCGAACACUUUCUGAUAUCAAGGCCAGCUGCAAACUCGAUUUGAUAAACCACUGGGCCAAUCCGGUGCCGCCUUUUCUUCUUGUGCCAGAGAGGUCUAUAAUCACCGUUUUGGCAUUGGGUGUAGGAAACUGGAAAUAUGAGUACGCCGAGAGUCGUCUGCUUGAGAGGGCGGGCGACGUGGUGACUUGA
Molecule: messenger RNA, 957 nt
Organism: Cordyceps militaris CM01
Lineage: Eukaryota; Fungi; Ascomycota; Sordariomycetes; Hypocreales; Cordycipitaceae
Exons: 5
Coding region: 1-957 (318 amino acids)
Source: RefSeq, a predicted model, not a curated record